Molecule: messenger RNA, 1846 nt
Organism: Nicrophorus vespilloides
Lineage: Eukaryota; Metazoa; Arthropoda; Insecta; Coleoptera; Silphidae
Product: protein RFT1 homolog
Exons: 10
Coding region: 106-1740 (544 amino acids)
Biological process (GO): glycolipid translocation; dolichol-linked oligosaccharide biosynthetic process
Cellular component (GO): endoplasmic reticulum membrane
Source: RefSeq, a predicted model, not a curated record
AAAGCAAGAAUGCGACGAAACAUGAAGUAAAGUUUAUUUACAUAAUGCAUCAAAAUAAUCAAAGUUAACCUAAGCAAAACAACAGGAUCAGAUAAACAAAGCAAUAUGGGCAGGAACAUAUUGAAAAGCAGUUUGGACAACGCGAAAUUCAGCAUAGUUUUUCAAAUUAUCUUCAGAUGCAUAACUUUUAUCCUAAAUGCCUUCAUCAUCCGAGUGGUGGGACAGGAGGUGCUUGGUAUCAUGAACGUCCGCUUACUGUUACUUGAAUCGACUCUGGUGUUUCUAUCUAGAGAACCUUUGCUCAAAGCUUGCUUGACUGAUACCAAAUCCCAUAACUGGACCCAAGUCAUAAACCAGUUCUGGUUAUCUGUACCAAUAUCAGCUGUUCUCGGUAUUGUUUUGAAUUACAUUUGGACGGAUGUCCUAAGCACAACAGAUGAGCACUACUUGAUCCAGUACAGAUGGGGCUGCUAUGCUAUUGUAGUUUCUUGCAUAAUUGGGCAAAUUACGCACAUCCCAAUUCUAGUUUCACAGAGCUUUUGCUUUGUCAAAUUGAAAGUUGUUUUUGAAACGAUUUACAUAACUGUUAGAACUGUAACGUUUGUGGUGUUGGUCUUGAGAGAUCAAAACGAAGCGAUCAACGCGUUUUCCAUUGCUCAACUAUUAUCUUCUUUGAUAUUGUUUGCGCUUUACUACGGAUUUUUCUAUUGGUACAUCGAGAAAAAGAAGACAUCCCCGAAAUCCGAUUUGUUCAAAGACAUGAACGACUUUAAAUUCGAGUCAAUUCGGGAUUUCUUUCCGAAAAUUCCCAAAGCUCAAGAGGCUUACGUUAAUAAGGAAUUGUGUGUGUUAACGGUGAGUUUCGCGAAGCAAUCGAUAGUUAAGCAAGUGUUGACUGAAGGGGAGCGUUAUGUAAUGAGCGUCUCUCCGGUAUUAACGUUCAGCGAACAAUCCAUGUACGAUAUUGUUAAUAAUUUAGGAAGUUUAGCUGCGAGAUUCAUUUUUCGGCCUAUCGAGGAAAGCGCUUACUUCUACUUCACGCAGAUGUUGAGGCGGGAUCAGUCGCUGUCGCAGCAGGAUAAAAAAUGCGUAGUCGAGGCGGCUACAGUUCUGAGUCAACUAUUGAAGGUGGUCACUUCCAUCGGACUAGUCGUCAUCGUGUUUGGGUACACCUACAGCCACAGUCUUCUAUACUUGUACGGAGGAAGAAUUUUGACCGAAGAUAUGCUCCCAACAGUCCUGCUCAGAUCUCACUGCUUUGCUGUACUCUUGUUAGCCGUGAACGGAGUUACGGAAUGUUACGUGUUCGCAACCAUGGAUAAUAAACAAUUGGAUAGGUACAAUUACAUAAUGGUUCUUUUCUCCGUUACUUUCCUGUUGAUAUCUUACGGGUUGACCAACAUGUUUGGCCCGGUGGGAUUUAUACUUGCUAAUUGCUUCAACAUGACUGCGAGGAUUAUACAUAGCGUUCAUUUUAUUAGUAAUCAAUACAAGACAACGAAAUUGUUGCCUUUACAGGGAAUAGUUCCCGGUAAAGUGUUCAUCGCGGCUCUAGUUGUAUCGGGACUUGUCACUUCUUUGUCUGAGGGCUACGUGUACCAGAGGUCGUUGCUCUUGCAUGUGGGAAUAGGCGGCGUCUGCUUCGUUAUUACGUCGUUGUCCUGGGCGUACGAAAACAAGGUUCUGCUAAAAUUGGGCGUAGAAAAGUACAAGCGAAGGCAAUCUGUGAAACUAGACUGAUUGCCAAUUUAAUUAAUUAAUUAAUACAAUUAGUGCAAAUUCCUCCAUCCAUCCUGUUACUUCCAAAUGUUAUUAUUGUGAUAUAAAGAAUAAAGACAGACACGUU